UUAAGAGCCGUGCACAUCAGCAGGGGACACACACACACACACACUCACACACACCUCCACACUCUGCUCGGCACUGGAAACGAGUGGACACCAGUGGACUCCAGCGGACACCAGUGGACCCCAGUGGACACCAGCCGACCUCAUGGACCUACUCUCCCCGAAGAUCCUGCAGCAGCCGCGGACCCGGCGCGGCAGCAUUAAGCUGUUUGUCCUGUGCCACGGCCUCCUGCAAUUCUCUCAGCUGCUGUACAGCUCGUACUUCAAGAGCACCAUCACCACUAUCGAGAGACGCUAUGGCCUCAGCAGCUACUCCUCUGGAACCAUUUCCUCUCUUCACGAGAUCAGCAACAGUGUGCUGAUCGUGUUCGUGAGCUACUUCGGAAAUCGGGUUCACCGUCCUCGUGUCAUUGGAGUGGGAGGAUUACUGAUGGCCGUCAGUGCCAUGAUCCUGACCUUACCUCACUUCGUGUCCCAGCCCUACGAAUAUGACUCCGUUUUAAACAAUCGCCACGACAUUUGCAACCUGCAGCAGAAUUCGAGCGCCACAGAUACUUGCGGCCGUGACGAGACCCAGCGUCUGACCGACACCAACAACCUGUGGCUGCUCAUGGCCACUGCUCAGCUGCUAUUUGGUGUUGGCUCGGUGCCCAUCCAGCCCUUUGGGAUUUCUUACAUCGAUGAUUUUGCAGGGCCUGGCAACUCCCCUCUUUACAUAGCCAUCCUGUUUUCUGUAUCUGUGUUCGGGCCUGCCCUUGGCUACCUGCUGGGCUCCGUCAUCCUGCGGAUCUAUGUGGAUGUGGACAGACUGGGUUUCGGGGCCGAACACGAGCUGACACACGGUGACCCUCGCUGGGUCGGGGCCUGGUGGAUUGGCCUGCUCAUCACCGCCGGCUGCCUUGUUCUCACAUCCAUCCCCUACUUCUUCUUCCCUCGUAGAAUGCCUACAGAGGAUAAUGUGAUUGGAAAUGAAAAUGACAUAAAUGGUGACUUCAAGAAGCCAGAUGUCUCUUUAUUUGAUUUCCUGAAAAUGUUUCCCAGAAUGUUCAUCCACCUCCUGUUGAGUCCCCUCUUCCUGAUGCUGGUCCUGGCCCAGUGCUGCUUCUCCUCAGUGAUUGCGGGUCUCUCUACGUUCCUCAACAAAUUUCUGGAGCGGCAGUACAGCACGUCGGCCUCCUACGGCAGCUUGCUCGUAGGUGCUGUGAAUCUGCCAGCAGUAGCAGUGGGAAUGCUGAUUGGCGGACUCAUCAUGAAGAAGGCGGGUCUUUCUCUGAAGACGAUCCCACGCUUCUCUGUGGUCAUGCUGACCACGUCCACCCUCAUCUGUAUCCCGCUGUUCUUCAUGGGCUGUCCCACCCAGAACGUCUACGAGAUCAAUCCCCCUCAGAACGAACAGUCCGGGACACUCUCCACGUGUUACUCCAACUGCUCCUGUCCUGACAACGCAUUCAACCCUGUGUGUGGGUCUGAUGGUAUCGAGUACCGCUCUCCUUGUCACGCAGGCUGCACCAACUUCACAAAAGAGCCCGGCAACAGCCUCAGGGUUCAGCUGUACACCGACUGCAGGUGUGUAUCUGGGAGCGAGGGUCAGGCCCGUCCGGCUGCCUGCUCGAACAGCUGCCCUCAUUUACUUCUACCCGUCAUCCUCGUCAUCUCUCUGGCAUCACUCGUCGCCUGCUUCACUCAUAACCCCAUGUACAUGAUGCUGCUUAGAUCUGUUCCCUCUGAAGAGAAGUCAUUUGCUAUAGGAAUCCAGUUUUUACUCAUGAGGGUAUUAGCCUGGCUGCCUGCCCCCGCUCUCUUCGGGAUGGCCAUUGAUUCGUCCUGUAUCUGGUGGAAGCAUGUGUGCGGAAAGAGGUUUAGCUGUGGUUACUAUGACAACAACAUCUUGAGGAAUCGAUACCUGGGCCUGCAGGUGGGUUAUAAGGUGAUGGGCAUCGUGCUUCUGAUGAUGCUGGGCUGGAAGGUGCAUCGGACCCAGGAGUACAGUCUGGAGAAGAGGCCCGAAGGACUCCUGUGACGCCGCUGAGCCUGCGUGUUGACGGAAGCCUCCCUGUUUCUUAAAGCUUGGCUGUGGUGUUGAACGUGUUGGAGAACAGGGAGAAGUGCUGAGAAAAGCUGUGUCAGCGGGAGAAAGCCACAAGCCAAGAGAGGCCUACACUUAUCUCGAUAUCUGUA
Messenger RNA from Limanda limanda (common dab), 2175 nucleotides. It is a transcript of the gene slco2a1, whose product is annotated as solute carrier organic anion transporter family, member 2A1. Gene Ontology annotation, molecular function: protein binding; prostaglandin transmembrane transporter activity. Gene Ontology annotation, cellular component: membrane. The record is from RefSeq and is a predicted model, not a curated record. Lineage: Eukaryota; Metazoa; Chordata; Actinopteri; Pleuronectiformes; Pleuronectidae. Bases 143 to 2017 code for a protein of 624 amino acids. Gene Ontology annotation, biological process: transmembrane transport; sodium-independent organic anion transport; prostaglandin transport. The transcript is spliced from 14 exons.